This is a messenger RNA of Anolis sagrei ordinatus, 3524 nucleotides long. It is a transcript of the gene ARL15, whose product is annotated as ADP ribosylation factor like GTPase 15. Gene Ontology annotation, molecular function: GTP binding; GTPase activity. Lineage: Eukaryota; Metazoa; Chordata; Lepidosauria; Squamata; Anolidae. The record is from RefSeq and is a predicted model, not a curated record.
UGACAGUGACGCGCCCGGGGAAACUCUCCCUGUUCCUGAACCAGCGGGGCGGUUUAUUAUUAUUGUUGUUUCCCUUUGGCUGGCUUUUGUGUUGCCCGGCUGCUUGGGGUGGGCUGCCGCCGCCUCCCGCUUCCUGGAGCUGCAGCGUGGAGAGGAGCCGAGCGGGUGGCUGGCUGGCUGGAGGUUGGGAGCCAAAGCGAGGCGGGCUUGGUUGGUUGCUCGUCGAAGGACCCUGGGAUCUCCCCAGCCGAGCAACUCCAUCCUCGGGAGAACAACAGGGGGGCGGCUCCCUCCCAGCCUGCCUGCCUGCCUGCCUGCCACCCAUCACUCCAUCUUUCCCUCCACCCAGCGGGACUCCCUUCUCCAAGCUCUCUGGAUCAUCCUCCAGGCUCGACCUCCUCCUCCUUGCUUUGCUUGAGACGGAUCUUUGCCUCUCUUGUGACCGAUUAGCGCCUAAUCCCAGUCGCCUACCCCCAGUUCAUGGAUUAUCUGAAAACUGCAGUAAACUAAAAUGUCUGAAUGUAUCCAGCUUUCAUUUGCUGUUUGUAGAAUUGGCAUUUACACGUGUUUUCGAGCACUUUGCUGCAAAGGACCUCCGCCACCACGGCCAGAGUAUGACUUGGUUUGCAUAGGUCUCACUGGCUCUGGCAAGACUAGUUUACUAUCACAACUCUGCAGUGAAAACAGAGAAAAUAUAGUGUCAACAACAGGUUUUAGCAUAAAAGCAGUGCCAUUCCAGAAUGCCAUCUUGAACGUGAAAGAGCUUGGAGGGGCCGACAAUAUCAGGAAAUACUGGAGCCGUUACUACCAAGGGUCUCAAGGUGUCAUCUUUGUAUUGGACAGUGCCUCUUCAGAAGAUGAUUUAGAAAUUGCUAGAAACGAACUGCACUCUGCUCUCCAGCAUCCACAAUUAUGCACUUUGCCAUUUUUAAUAUUGGCCAAUCACCAAGACAAGCCAGCAGCCCGUUCAGUACAAGAGAUCAAAAAAUAUUUGGAACUUGAACCACUUGCACGAGGAAAGCGCUGGAUACUUAAGCCCUGUUCAUUGGACAACAUGGAAGCCGUAAAAGACAGCUUCGGCCUACUGAUAAAUUUACUAGAAGACAGAGAGCUCGAACCUUCAAGAAUCUGAAAAAAAAAACUAGAAUGGUUCGCAGAUAGCAUUGUACCUGUUUCUUUGGCUCACCGCUGGAAAAUGAUUUGAUAUAAGGAAGAUUAUGUUAGAGCUUGCAAUAAAUAUAUUUUUGCAUUUGGUUUGGAAAGGCUGUUUAUACAUUCUGUGAAUCAGGUAUGUGAUUCUUUUCAGUAAAGUUGCCUGUGCUACUGAAAGAGGAGCUCAUCUUGCCCAGAAAGAGAUGUGCUCGUUGUAUGCCAUUUCCCUCCAUUGUCAUCAGAACUGUAAUGUGGAAUUUGGUUGCAUGUAUAAAAUGUAAAACCAGAUAUAAAUGGACACCAAAAGCUAUCCUGAAAUUAUAUUCACUGAGAACCAGUUUAUUCUUGAAACCAAUGUAUGAAUUCCUGAUGCAAAGACUAAUUCAGAAGCCUUAUUAAGUGCAGACACCUUUAACACUUUGUUAUAGAGAACCAAACCAUUGAUGUAAGAGUAGGCAAGGCAAACACAAUGGACAUAUCAGUAUUUUGUUAUGAAUUUGAAGCCUCUUAAAUGCAAAGAAAUAGCCUUUGUAAAUGUAAAUUACGCAGAUGAAUGUGUAAACUGUUGAUAAAGUGAAGGCUAAAAACAAAACACAGGUUUAAGAAAUCACUGGAUGUAUUCUACAUAACUAGUAUUAUGCUAGAACUCCUAGGCCACAGACUUCUUUUUUAAAAGUCAUUGUCGUUGAAUUGAAUUGAAAUUGUCUAUCUGUGUUUCUUAACUACCCCUAUUUUCAGGGGCUCGGAUUUGUUUCGUAGUUUUUAUUGGGAUGGUAGAUUUUUUGUUAUGGUUGUUGUUGUUGUUGUUGGUAUAUGUGACAGCACUCCGCUUAGUUCUAAAAAAUAUAUCCCUUUCCCAGCAUUACUCCUUGUUGAAGUCCACAGGUUGCUUCUGAUUCAAAAAUGUUUGGAUAUUGGAGCACUGGCCAUAAUAUAGCAAUGGAUCAUUAUUCAUAAAUUGAAUAUGUACCUUGAAUGGUAUAUUUAUCUACCAAGUAGAGGGUGAAGUAUCCUAUGGUAGAAUAUUAUACCACUGGUGAUGCCAAUUGCCUUUGAAUUUGUUUUUGGGUGGGGGUUGGUAGGUCUGGCUUUAUUUUUUUAUUUUCAAAGAUAAAUGCUGAUUAUCUUUCAUUUGUAAAUAUAUGAUGUUUUUUUUAAUAAUAAUAAUAAUUUUAUAAUUUACUGUGGGAUUACUUUGAAUACUGGGAUGUAAAGAUUAUCAAAAAUUUCUCAGCGUAUAAUGCACCUUGAUUUGCGAAUCUCUCAUUUUAAUGGGGAAAUCUCCCAUCUAACAUUUGAAUUCCUUGUGAAUAAUGCCACUUGAUAUACUUGUAGCAGUGAAGCUAGAAAUUAAAGUUGUUAAGCAUGGUUGUAGAGGGAAGGAGCUAGAAAUGACCCAAAGGACCAAAAUGUCCUCAAGUAGUGGUUGGUUUUGCCAUCACUUUUUACCUAUAUCCAUCCUAAAAUGCUCCUUCUAUAGACUGGAGUUUUGAAUUUUAAAAAUAGUUAUGAUCCCAAGGCAUCUUUGUUCAUCUCCGGUGAUCUAAUUCCAUCUAAAGAAACUAAGGUCAACUUAGGUGGGCUAUGAUUAUUUUUUUUUUGCUGACAGUAGUGGUUUCCAGUUUAUUUUUGGCAUAGAAAGAUUAAAGGAUGCUAGGUGCAGUAGGAAAUAGCAAAUAGCUUUAAACUGGUUUGCCAUCUUUAAUUGAGGACCAGGCAUAUAAGAAAACAUCAGAUAACUUUUAACUGGUUUGUCAUCUCUAAUGGAGGACGGGGUGUAUAGGAAAAUAAAAAGGGCCCAUUGUCAUGACUUCAGAAGGAUGUCUUCACCAAAAUAUGUGAUUAAACUGUUUCAAGGAGGGUAUUUUUUCUCUCCACUUAUUAAAAAUGGUGUUACCCAAUAUUUCUGUGUGAAAUGUGCAGAAGUGGAACCUAACUAGAAUGGGUUGUGAUUUUACAUAGGUUUACUUUGGAGUCAACAGAAUUCAACUUGGUGAAGCUUCCUUAUUAUUCAGCCAGCACGCAGAACCCAUGUUGAAACUUGCGCAAGAAUCAGACAUUUAUCAAUGGAUUUUCAUCAGAAAUGAUAAUACCUCAGAUCUGCUAAAGUGCUCAAAAGCCUUCUCAUUUUUAUUGUUCCUUUGGUAGGUCUGUGCUAUAACUGGAUUUCAACAUAUCAGUAAAGUUUUGAUAUCUUUGAAAACUUCUUUUAAAAAAAGAGUUAAUGCCACAUGUUCUGUCUAAAGUGUUCUUGAUUGUGCAUUUAUUCUGUGAGCAACAAUACAGUUCUUAUCCCACUCUGCAAGUUGUUUUUCUUUGCAUCUCGCCUUGCCCUUUCACUAUACUGAAGAAAUAAAUCCCAUCGAUGAAAA